ACCCCUGCCUGUCCUGUUUUUCUAUUUUCUUUCCCCCCUCAGAUUGGACGAGCACGGCGCCAACAGAUAGAGCGGCAGCACACAGUUUCUUUCUUCUUCUUUUUUUUUUUUGAACUUAAGCAGCACACAGUUUCGCGUCUCGCUUUUUUCCCCCGUCCCUUGUUCCAUCUGUUAUGUCUUGAUGACUCUUGACACAAGUUGCAAAUAACGUAGUAAUGAUGUCUGGUGAUGUGUUUUUUUUUUUUGUUUUAGCUUGGGGACGUGGGGGCGUGGAGCAGGGCAGGCCCGUGUCAGUCUGUGACUCCCGCGCCGCACCCUUCGUCGGAGUCCAUCGAGCGCGCCGGCGGGACCCCACCGGCAGUGACUUUAAGCGCCGGCGGGAUCCAUCAAUCUUCCACUGAUUGGGGUCUCCCAGUCCCAGAUAAGCGCGCGCCUUUAUCUACCCACUCCGCCUCUGCUCCUAUCCAUUCGCCUUCCUCUUCCUCUGCCCCCGCCGCUCGCUGUGCCUUCCCCCUUCCCCCACAGUCCCACUCCGUCUUCGUCCUCCCUCCCAGACCGACCGGCCGCCGCCGCUGCGGAACCAGGACCUUCGCCAGGCGCCCGCGCCCAAGAGGAGGAGCCGCCGCCGCCGCCGCCGCCGCCGCCAUCCACCAAGAGCUAGCCGGUCGCACUCAUUGCAAAGCACAAAUAUAUGGCCCUCAAUACACUGCAACUUCCAUCUAACUUGGCAAGGCCAAGCAGCUUCAGUCCAUCCUCAGCUUCUAACCAGUACCAGCCAAAGCCGCCAGUGAGACUUGACACAAGGACCACGGCAAAGAAGCACCAGAAGAGAACCACAUCAGUCCUUAAAUGCAGAGCCAAUCUGCAUGGCUGCAUGGACGAGGUUGUUCAGACCCCCAAAGACCAGACCACUGAAAUCCCAAUCGUCAUGUACCCGUCGGUGGUCUUCCCUGGCGCCACACUCCAGCUGCAGGCGUUUGAGUUCAGGUACCGCAUAAUGAUGCACACCCUUCUUCAGCAAGGCCUCAAGUUUGGGGUCAUCUACUGCGGCAAGAAUGGCAGGAUGGCUGAUGUCGGGUGCAUCGUCCAUGCCAUCGAGUGCGAGAGGCUCAUCGAUGACCGGUACUUCCUCACCUGCGUAGGCGAAGAUCGCUUCAGGGUCAUCGAGAUUGUCAGGACAAAGCCCUAUGUUGUUGCAAGGAUCCAGGUGCUGAACGACCGUCCCAGCUCAGAGCCCCAGGACGACCUUGGGAGCCUGAUGCAGCAGGUGGAGCAGCACCUGAAGAAUGUGGCCAUGCUUUCAGACAAACUGAACCUGAACCAGAAACUGAGGGGAGACCAUCAGGCUGAGCAAUUCCGCAGGAUGCACUCUGCGGCCUCUUUCUCAUUCCUCAUCGCGCGACUGUUCAUCGAUGAUCGCUUGGAGCAGCAGGCGCUGCUGCAGAUGAAUGACAGCGCCCAGCGGUUGGCGCGAGAGGGGAUGUACCUGGAGCGCAGGAGCAAGUACCUGGCUGCCAUUGCAGCAAUCAAGGACGCCUUUGAGCACAUGUCCUGCAACGAGAAGUAGAACCUACCUUCGCAUUUUGGAUAUGUGAUAUUGCUACUAAGUAGAUACUAGUAUGUAGAGCAAUGCCCCCUCAAAAAAAAAGUAUGUAGAGCAAUAAGCAACCAGACAAUGUCAUGGUCAUAGGUUUCCUUAUAGUCUUGGAGUUUCUGCUACUUCUGUGUAUAGUGUACAUUCUCUUGUGUCCUUUUUUGUUUUGCAAAUUUUGCUGCUAUCUCUAGAUGUACUUGUGUAUGUAUUGCUGCAACAUGGAGGGUAUAUUGAGUUUGAGUAAGAGCUUUUCUAUCAGAGAUUCCACU
This is a messenger RNA of Panicum virgatum (switchgrass), 1863 nucleotides long. RefSeq lists its product as uncharacterized. Lineage: Eukaryota; Viridiplantae; Streptophyta; Magnoliopsida; Poales; Poaceae. The record is from RefSeq and is a predicted model, not a curated record. The transcript is spliced from 2 exons. The coding region runs from base 692 to 1567 and encodes 291 amino acids.